CCGCGUUCCGCUGAGCGGCCGCGUCACGUGAUCUGAUGAGACACGCCUCCUGCCGACGCGGUUUCCAGUGGCAACGGUUGCUAGAGCUCGGCGGCUGCCGGUCAGGGCGGUUAGAAAGCGGAAUGGCUCUGAAGAGCGGGUCGGAGGCGCUCGGUACCGGCGCUCUGAGCUCGGAACAGCCGCACAAACUCAAGCAGUUUCAGAUUAAUACUCGCAUUGCUAACGAAAAAUACCUCAGGUCGCAUCCGGAAGUUGAAAUGAUGUUGAGCGAAUUUAUCAGAGAAGUCCUUUUAAAACGGCCCGGCGAUAUUCGUGAAUUUGCUGCAGAACAUUUUAGUGACCCCGCCCUUCCUGGGAGGAUUGAGAGGAAAAUGGAGGCGUAGGAAUCAGGAAUAGAGACCUCUUCCAUCGUGAAGAGAGAGUCACUUACUGAGACAGCUCGGCCAAAUCAUCUGGCAUCACCUACAAUCACAGGACUGAGACAUCGUUACAUCUGCCUGUCUGUCUGUCUAUCUGUGAACAUAAUCCAGAUCUUAUAUUUAACAUCUUGUAAUCAAAAGAAACUACAAAAUGAGAUCGCUCAAAAAAAAAUAAAGUCUCCCACAAGGAAGCUGUGACAGCAGUUCAGUGUUUCCUGUCAGAUUUCCAAAU
Messenger RNA from Polyodon spathula (Mississippi paddlefish), 651 nucleotides. RefSeq names its product RIIa domain-containing protein 1-like. The transcript is spliced from 4 exons. The record is from RefSeq and is a predicted model, not a curated record. The coding region runs from base 36 to 383 and encodes 115 amino acids. NCBI's taxonomy places the organism in Eukaryota, Metazoa, Chordata, Actinopteri, Acipenseriformes, Polyodontidae.